AAUACUCCAUAGAACUUAAUAGACCUUUUGCACUCGCCCCACCUUCACUUGAGUCGAACCACCGCCGCUUCUCGCUCUUUCCCUCGCCGUUGGCCGCCUUGGCUUCCAAUUCAGGCAUAUUUCUUUCCCAAAGUUUUGGGAGAAUGGCAAGAUCUUUAGCUAGUAUUCUUUACAAAGGCAUUGCUGCAGUUCCAGCUGCUAGCUCAACUGUAUCAGGAUCCUUCUAUCAGCGUAUAAAUCGUUUUUCCACUUCUGUGCCCAGUGAUUCUGAUACACAUGAAGACUUCAGACCCACGACUAAAGUUACUUCUGACAUCUCCUUGAAGGACAUUGUUGAGCAGGAUAUCAAAGAAAACCCUGUGAUGAUAUACAUGAAAGGGGUGCCAGAACUCCCUCGGUGUGGAUUCAGUGCACUAGCAGUGAGGGUUUUAAGAGAAUAUAAUGUUCCUCUAGGUUCAAGGAAUAUAUUAGAAGACCUCGAGCUAAAGAAUGCUGUAAAAUCCUUCAGCCACUGGCCGACAUUCCCUCAGAUAUUCAUCAAUGGGGAGUUUGUUGGAGGAUCUGAUAUCAUUCUUAACAUGCAUCAGACUGGUGAAUUGAAGGAAAAACUGAAAGCUGAUACAGAAAAACAGCAAUAAAAACAGAUUUAUAUGCAGUUGCUUGGUGACGGGGUGAUCCUUUCCCUCUUUCUCCGAUUAUAUUUGCUGCUCGGGACAUGGCAAAUAAUGAAACUAGAUAUUCAUGGCAUUGUCCAAUAAUGGAAUUGGUUUUCUUUCCUUGCCUUGUUUUUCAACUCUUAAUUUUCUUUCCGUCGGUGGAAAAUAGUCUCAUAUUUUUAUUUUGAUUUAUUUUUGGAAAUUAUCUCACAAUAUAGUAUCCUUGUACAUCGACUUAUUUACAAUUUAUAUUUCACCCACCAGUAAAACAUUUUUUUUC
Messenger RNA from Salvia hispanica, 936 nucleotides. It is a transcript of the gene GRX4, whose product is annotated as glutaredoxin 4. NCBI's taxonomy places the organism in Eukaryota, Viridiplantae, Streptophyta, Magnoliopsida, Lamiales, Lamiaceae. The record is from RefSeq and is a predicted model, not a curated record. Gene Ontology annotation, cellular component: mitochondrial matrix.